Molecule: messenger RNA, 2409 nt
Organism: Conger conger (European conger)
Lineage: Eukaryota; Metazoa; Chordata; Actinopteri; Anguilliformes; Congridae
Product: protocadherin alpha-8-like
Exons: 1
Coding region: 1-2409 (802 amino acids)
Biological process (GO): homophilic cell-cell adhesion
Cellular component (GO): plasma membrane
Molecular function (GO): calcium ion binding
Source: RefSeq, a predicted model, not a curated record
AUGCAUUUUCCAGAGAGAAAGGAAUCGUUGGUGACGUAUCGGCUGCUCUUGCUCCUGUUGUGUGGUUGGGAAUCGGUUUCUGGACAGCUCUCCUAUUCCGUUUCGGAGGAGGUAAACCCGGGGACAUUUGUGGGAAAUCUCGCCAAGGAUUUAAAUCUGAAUGUACAUGAGCUGGAGUCGCGUACCUUUCAGAUUGUCGCUGGUUCCAAGAAGAAAUAUUUCGAGGUGAAUAUAAAGACCGGCAUUUUGUUUGUGAAUGAGAGAAUUGACAGAGAGGAGCUUUGCCCGAACGCAGUCAAAUGUGUGGUUAAUGUAGAAGCUGUUAUUAAUAAUCCUCUAAGACUUUAUGGCGUGGAGGUUAAUAUUGUGGACGUUAAUGAUAAUGCUCCCUCUUUUCGAGUAAAACUACAAUAUAUCAAUAUAACCGAAAACACAUUGCCAGGAGUACGGUAUCCUUUACUCGGGGCCUAUGAUGCCGACGUGGGUAAAAAUGCUGUAAACACGUACAAGCUGAGUCCGAAUGAGCACUUUUCUCUAGAUUUGCACAAAGGGGAGAGUGUAUCGGUUGGCUUGGUGCUACAGAAAGCUUUAGAUCGAGAGAAACAAUCCGUUAUUAGGCUCAUACUGACAGCUUUGGACGGAGGGAAUCCGCCGAGAUCUGGAACCAUGCAGAUUAUUGUGAAUGUCUUAGACAUUAACGAUAACACUCCGGUUUUCAGCAGUUCUUUGUAUAAAGUUAGUAUCUUUGAAAAUAUACCACCAGAAACAUCAAUAAUAACUCUGACUGCAACGGAUCUAGAUGCCGGUUCAAACGGCGAAAUCGCGUACUCUUUUAGUAAGCUUGAGCAAGGGCGUAUAUUAGAUAUAUUCACAAUCGAUCCCAAAUCGGGUGUAGUUACAGUGAAGGGAGUAAUAGAUUUUGAACAAAAUAACGCGUUUGAAAUUCACGCUGAAGCUAGCGACAGAGCUCAGCCACCUAUGGUCGCUCACUCUAAACUGUUGAUUGAAGUGAUGGAUGUCAAUGAUAACGCUCCUCAAAUAACAGUGACAUCCCUCUUGAACAGAGUAAAAGAAGACACAAAGAUAGGCAGUGCCAUAGCUCUUGUUUCAGUCCUUGAUGUAGAUGGCGGUAAAAACGGAAUCGUUAAUUGUCACAUUUCUAAUGAAUUCCCAUUUAAGCUAGAAACAAAUUAUAAGAGCUAUCACUCUCUGGUAGUUAACGGGCCGCUGGACAGAGAGACCGCUUCUGAGUACAAUGUCACCAUCACAGCUACUGAUGAGGGGACUCCGCCUCUCUCCAGCACCAGCGUCAUCACUGUACAUGUCUCUGAUGUAAAUGACAACGCACCUCACUUUCCGGCGCCAUUGAAUAACGUGUAUGUGAAGGAAAAUAGUCCCGUGGGGUCUGUGAUCUACACUGUAUCCGCCUUUGAUCCUGAUUUAAACGAAAAUGCAAAGGUUUCCUAUUCUUUAUUGGAGACUUCGGCGAAAGGUGCAGCCCCCUCGUCCAUCUUUAAAUUGAACUCUUUUAGUGGGGAAAUAUAUAGCUUACAGUCUUUCAACUAUGAAGAAGUAAAAACGUUCCAGUUUCAAGUUCAGGCAACCGACUCUGGUGUUCCUCCACUCAGCAGCAGCGUGACAGUGAACGUUUUUAUCCUGGAUGAGAAUGAUAACAGGCCGGCGGUUCUUCCACCUUAUUCUGACCAGGGCUCCGUUAAUACUGAGAACAUUCCCUAUUCUGCUGAAGCGGGCUACUUUGUGGCCAAGAUCAGGGCUGUAGACGCAGACUCUGGUUACAAUGCGCUGCUUUCUUAUCACAUCACUGAACCCAAGGGAAGCAGCCUCUUCCGAAUCGGAAGCAGCAGCGGGGAAAUAAGGACUAAGAGACGAAUGAGUGACAAUGACUUGAAGACUCACCCGUUGGUGAUUUUGAUAUCUGACCACGGAGAACCUUCCCUCUCAGCGACUGUAUCUAUUGAUGUUGUAGUUGUUGAAAGCACAGAUGAAAUACAGACAUCCUUUAAUCAGUUGCCGAAAAAGGAGGACACAUUUUCGGAUUUAAAUCUGUAUUUGCUGAUCGCUAUUAUCUCGAUUUCAAUUAUACUGCUAUUGAGUAUAAUUAUUUUAAUAGCUGUUAAAUGCCACAGGACUGAUGGCGGGUUGAGCAAGUACAGCGCUCCAGUGAUCACCACACACCCUGACGGGAGCUGGUCUUACUCCAAAUCUACUCAGCAGUAUGACGUGUGUUUUAGCUCAGACACGCUGAAGAGUGACGUUGUGGUUUUCCCUACACCGUUUCCGCCUGCAGACGCGGAGCUCAUCAGUAUUAAUGGGGCGGACACCUUUAAACGAAAUCAAACUCUUCCCAACAGCGAGAAGGUAAGAAUGAGAUUUCUCAACUGUAUAUAA